AUUUUAUUUUGUUUUCGCCUGGCAAUUGAGUAAUGGCCGGACUCCUCCAUCUGACCAAGCAGUGCAGCAUCCACCUACCCGCGCACUUAGGUCGCGCGAAAUGCUACACCUUCGCUAAGGGAACGGGAACCCACGUGCACGCAAGAGUGCAAGCUUAGGAUAGACCAAAACAGCGCACACACAGACUAGGAGGAUCAGCAGGAUCAGGGAAUCAGGGGAAGCAUGGGUCGCACUCAGCGCCGCCGGCAACAGAGGGCCAAGCAAUCUGGCGAGGAUUCCUGUUCCCUGCAGAAGCUCUACGUUCACCUGCACUCGCUCGGCUGGCAGAACCACACUCACCUGUCAGCCCAAAACUUUGCCCAGACUGGGCGAGGACUGUGCUCCAAGAAGGACACCUUCUCCGCUGAGAAUGAGCUCAUUCGCCUGCCUGUUGGCUGUCUCAUCAGCAUAGCCACCCUAGAAUCGGAUGAGGCAUUCAAGAACCUCUUCAACAAGGAGCUUUUCGACAAGGACUCCAGGAUUUCCUUUCAGGCUCUGGUAGCCUGUUAUCUUUUAUACAACAAACACCUUUUGGAGUGUUCUAUGGAUACACUGCUCUGCUUCUACGCCGCCUAUUUAGACACCCUGCCCAGGAGCUACUCUACUCCCUAUUUCUGCUCCAUACCCGAGCUGCAGUGCCUGCCGGAAUCUCUCCUAGAGCGAACUGUGGCCCAGAAUCGCCAGAUAAGAGGUUACUUUGAGAUAAUUAAGAGCCUGGUUCUCAUCUGCGAUUGUUGUGGAAAGAGCUAUGGCCAGGAGAUUUGGACUCUCUCAGAAUUCAAAUGGGCCUACUUCACCGUAAACACCAGAAGCGUCUACCUCAGCUCCCGCUUUCUCAAAAAGCAGAGCAGUCACUUCCAGGCUCUCAUCAGUGGAGACACCAAUCUGGCACUGGCUCCCUUCCUGGACCUCUUCAACCACUCAGAUAGUGUCCAAACCACUGCGGAGAUUGAGGGCCAGGAUUACGUCCUCACAUUGAAAUCACUACCUCUUCCCAAGACCAAACUCUAUGACCAAUUGUUCAUCAGCUAUGGGGCUCUGUCCAACUUUAAGCUGUUGACGGAGUAUGGCUUCUGGCUAAGAGGCAAUAAGCACGACUACUUUGAGUUCUCCCUGCUGGACAUCGAGCACAUGGUUAAGCGGAACAAGGAGCUAUCUACGCAGACCUACCACCGGAACAUCUUCAAGUUCAUCAGGGAGCACAAUCUGAACGAUCAGAUGUUCGUACACAUCGACGAUGGCUGCUCCCACAAUUUGAAGGUGGUGCUGCACCUGAUUUUCAAGCAGCAGGCCUACUUCCCUAACAUCCUCAACCAGAUUGCCUUCGGUGACACCCAGCAGUUCGAGGACGUGCAGCCGGAACUUUCCUAUCUGGUAGCCCAUAAAAUAGAGGAGUACGAGAUCUUCGGGGGAGAGCUGGAUAAGCUUCCAAAGCUUACGGAGAGUGGAGCGGUGGCUAGGUCCUACCUGCAGGAGUGCAUUCGCUACCUAAGCGACUUUCAAAAGGCUCAUCCUGCCGAAUAGAAGUAAUCUAGAUUGAGCUUAGAUUUUAAAUCAGUACAAAGCAUUUUGUUCUUCAGGGAUUGUAAAAGUAGUGAGCCUUCCUAUCUUGAAUACUAAUUUAACUCUUUAAGAAUUCGAAUUGAAGCCCAAUUAAUAUUUGUACCUUUGUAAUAAAUCCCAUAAAACGUUAA
Molecule: messenger RNA, 1733 nt
Organism: Drosophila biarmipes
Lineage: Eukaryota; Metazoa; Arthropoda; Insecta; Diptera; Drosophilidae
Product: SET domain-containing protein 4
Exons: 2
Coding region: 223-1563 (446 amino acids)
Biological process (GO): peptidyl-lysine trimethylation; peptidyl-lysine dimethylation; peptidyl-lysine monomethylation
Molecular function (GO): transcription coactivator activity; histone H3K36 methyltransferase activity; histone H3K4 methyltransferase activity
Source: RefSeq, a predicted model, not a curated record